CAUUCGUAUUCGUGUUCCUUCGUUCUUCACUUCACAAUUCACAAUCAAUCACAUUUCAAAGGCAUGUUUUUUCAACAAAGUUCAUUCUACCCACGAGUCGAUUCAACAAACCCAGACGCUAAUUCUCCCUUCUCUAACCCCGCACCAUCUUCUUCUUCUUCUUCCAUUUAUCCCUCAGUGGAAACAACAGAGAAUCUCAUUUGGGAAGAGCCAAACACGACUACAGAAGAAGCCAUGGAAAACGUUCUGGUCACGGUCCCGGGUGCGAUUCUGCAUCUGAUAGAAAAGGAUUCCAGCGUGCACCUUGCUUCGGGCGACCUCACCAUAUCGACCCUCGGAGAAGGCGACAAAGUGGUGGCGGUUCUGGCAUGCGUCGGCGAUCAGGUUCAGUGGCCGUUGGCGAAAGACGUGUCGGCGGUGAAGCUGGAUGAGUCGCACUACUUCUUCACGGUCCAGGUCCCACAGGAGCACGGGGAGGAGAAGGGAUUCGAGGUGUUGAAUUACGGUUUAACGGUGGCGGCGAAGGGACAAGAGAGGGUGCUGAGGGAACUGGACGAGGUUCUGGACAAGUACAGCUUUCUGUCGAAGGAGAAACUGAAGGGGGUUGGAGGUUGGGAAGUUUUGGAUGGUUCAGUUUCGACGGAGACAUCGCCGGAGGAGUUACAAGGAUCGGAAGAGAGGAAGGAAGUGGUGGAGGAGCGUUCUGGGGCAUACUGGACGACGUUGGCGCCAAACGUGGAGGAUUACAGUGGGAGUUUCGCGAGAUGGAUUGCAGCAGGGUCGGGGCAAGUGGUUAGGGGGAUUCUGUGGGCUGGGGAUGUGACUGUGGACAGGUUGAAGUGGGGGAAUGAUUUCUUGAAGAAGAGGUUGGAGCCUGGUUCACACUCCCAGGUUAGUCCUCAGGCACUGGAGAGCAUCAAAAGGGUUAAGAAGUUGACCAAGAUGUCUGAGAAGGUUGCCACUGGUGUCCUCUCUGGGGUUGUCAAGGUGUCUGGAUUCUUCACAAGUUCUGUAGUCAACUCCAAAGCUGGAAAGAAGUUCUUUAGCCUUCUUCCAGGGGAAAUUGUCCUUGCUACCAUGGAUGGAUUCAAUAAGGUUUUGGAUGCUGCAGAAGUAGCUGGAAGGAAUGUCAUGUCCACUUCAUCAGUUGUGACCACCGGCCUAGUUUCGCAUAAAUAUGGAGAGGAAGCAGCACAUGUUACAAAUGAAGGCCUUGACGCAGCAGGGCAUGCGAUUGGGACAGCUUGGGCCGUGUUCAAACUUGGGAAGGCACUCAACCCCAAGAGCGCAAUCAAGCCAACAACACUAGCUAAAGCUGCUGCUGAAGCAAGUUCAGCUAGACUGAAGGCUAAGAAAUAAGGCACGGCAACAAAAGAAUCAGGAUCCCCCCAGCACUCUCCAUAUAGAAUUCUAGUUUGUCUGUUUAUUGAUAUAAUCAAUCUUCCUUGUGAUUAGGAUUUAUAGUUAAUGUUGACGUUUCUUUUCAUCUAGAGUUCUGUUUUUAUUCAAGUCCUUCGCCGAAUUUGCGAUAUUGAAUUCCAUUUAUUUUUUUCCCCUUUCUUCUCUACCGAUAUAAAUUGCAUAAUCAUGGUUGGAAGUGGAUCAA
Molecule: messenger RNA, 1606 nt
Organism: Glycine soja
Lineage: Eukaryota; Viridiplantae; Streptophyta; Magnoliopsida; Fabales; Fabaceae
Product: protein EARLY-RESPONSIVE TO DEHYDRATION 7, chloroplastic-like
Exons: 3
Coding region: 64-1359 (431 amino acids)
Cellular component (GO): plasma membrane
Source: RefSeq, a predicted model, not a curated record